CGCAUCUGCCCGACGCUCCUGGAGGCUUGUUUGAUUCCUGUUUCAGGCUGUUCAGCUCCUACGUUGAUCAGAAGACAAGAAGAAUCGCACCAUGGAGGUCAAGCUGUUCGUCUGUGGCGCCGUGUUCGUGGUUUUUGCGGCUACAGGCAGCCAUGCGCAGAUAGACGUUUGUGGCAUUGCGCCGCUCAACACCAGGAUCGUAGGAGGGGAGAACGCUGUUCCCGGGUCGUGGCCCUGGCAGGCCAGUCUACACGGCGAUUCAGGUCAUUUCUGUGGAGGCUCCCUGAUCAACGAUCAGUGGGUCCUGACUGCUGCUCACUGUUUCCCCAGCAUCCCGGCCAGUCUCAUCGUUUACCUCGGCCGUGACACCCAAGACUUACCGAAUUCAAACGAGGUGUCCCGGACCGUGACCCAGGUCAUCAUGCAUCCCAACUAUGAUGUCCCCUCGCACAACAACGACAUAGCCUUGCUGCAGCUGUCCUCACCUGUUACCUUCAAUGACUACAUCACACCCGUGUGUCUGGCAGCGGACGGCAGCGCCUUUGACGCCGGGACGACCUGCUGGGUCACCGGAUGGGGAUCCAUUCGAUCUGGCGUUUCCCUUCCUUACCCCCAGAAUCUGCAGGAGGUGAGUGUUCCCAUCGUGUCCAACGCUGAAUGUAACACCGACUACAGCAAUACAAUCACAAGCAACAUGAUGUGUGCCGGAGUGGCCCAGGGAGGAAAGGACUCCUGCCAGGGGGAUUCAGGCGGCCCGCUGGUGACUAAAACCGGCUCUGUCUGGGUCCAGGCUGGAGUGGUGAGUUUUGGAGAAGGCUGCGCCCAACCUAAUUUCCCCGGAGUCUACGCCCGAGUGUCCCAGUAUCAGUCCUGGAUCAACAGCCAGAUCAGCACCAACCAGCCGGGCUUCGUCAGCUUCUCGGGUUCAGCCUCUGGAACCGUUCACCUGGUUUCCCUCUCGCUUCCUCUGCUGCUGUCCAUUGUGCCGGUUCUCUUCUCCCUCUUUCUCCUUUCAUAGAGUCAAAAUCUCUGUCUCAUAUUUUUUAGCCUUUUGAGAUUAAUUUACCUUAAGACAAGCAACAAAAUCUGCUCCUGGAGUCAAAUAUUUCCACCUGUUUCCAGCUCGGCUUCUUGUGCUGAAGGAGUUUUUACAGAAAAGAGUCGAUAGAGGAGAAGAGAAACUGGUGUAAUGACACCUGAUUUAAAAAACAAGGGCUUCAACAAGCUAAUGUUUUCAUUACCGAUUAAUCUGCUGAUUAUUUUCUCCAGUGAUUGAUUCAUCGUCUCUUUCCCUGUUCUGUCUACAACUUACUGGAUGUUUUGCACAAAAGAAUAUAGAAGUUUAUAUAAUGUUAAAGCUUGGUUUUGUAUUUUCUCAAUAAUUGAUUUAUUUAUAACUUCACACAACCUGAUGUACUCAAAAAACAUUUGGACCAGCAGCGUAAAACCCAAACAUGUUCAGUAAAUCGUUGCAUCAGAGAAGCUGGAACCAGACAACCGUUUGUUUAACGACUAAAAUCAAUUAUCAAAACACUGUAAAACUUAAAUGAAUAGUCGGGCUUUUAUUUGCUUCAGUCACUGAACUCACACUAUAUUUAGGAAAGGCGUCUACAGGAGUUUUUAUACAUCAGCGAGACCCGGCCAGUAACAGGGACAGGCGUUUUUGUUCAGUUAUCGAUUAAUUUUCUAUUGAUAAACUAAUCGAUGUCCAGUCGUUGAUGUUCUAAUAAUUGUGCUGGAAACAUGUGAAAUAAUUUGAGCUCAGCUGCAGAAUUUUCACAUCGGUGGAAACUUUAAACUUUUUGGUGACGACAACCAAAUUAUGAUUUUAUGGAGCCUGGAGUCAAUCAGAGCUUUUCAGUGUUUAAUUAUAAUCAGUUAAUAAACUCACCCAUAAGCUUUUAAUCAAACUCAAUACUGACUUUAAAUCAUGCUAUAAACUCAAAGAUCCAAUAAAAGAUCAUUAGGUUGACCAGUUAAUGACUCUAUUUCCUUGUUUUGUAUUUAUUGUUGAAUUAAUGUGUUGUGUUAAUGUUGUUAUUUUAAAAUUUUAUUUUAAAAUGGCUUUUAAAUUUAACUAAUUUACCAAUAUGCAAUCUCACAUUUUUUCUCAUUUGUUUUCUUUCUCUAACAUUUAGUUUCUAUUGUUUUGAUUUAAAGACACCUUAAGAUUAAUGUGUGGAGUAAUGAAACAAGUUAACUGUAAGGUGGAAUGUGUUUGUCUGACACAUCAGCAACUGUAAUAACGAAGUUAAAGUUUUUAAAUGCAAUUUUCAUCCUAUUGUAAAAUGUGAUAAAUUCAUAAUUUAAACACAGAUUUAUGGAUAAUUCAUUAUUUUACUUUGAGUUUUACAAUGCAUCCUUUAAUCUGGUCAAUUUAACAAGAGCUCUUUUUAAAAGUGGUGAAUUUAUUAACCCUGGUUACCAUAUAACACUAAAAUUUCAUAAUUACUCCAGACUCGCAAUAAAAUCAAUAAACCGAACAGAUUUUGGCCUGAAACUGAUCAAAUGUAAAAACAAUUAAAAGUCUUUCUGAUGUUUUUUACCUGGAAAAAUAUAAAACAUUUGAACUGACGGUGAAUUUUAGAAGUUUAUGAAGUUGCUGAGUUACUGUAACUGCUGAUGUCUUGUUGUUUUGCACUAAACACUUGGGACUGUGAUUUAUAAGCAGAGGAUACAUGAAGUACACAUUUUCAUCAUUUUACAUAAAAAUAUAACACACACACACACACACACACACACCCCUCAAACAGUGUCAGAGGUUGGGAUUUAAUGCAGGGUUGUGUAACUGGAUUACCUUUUACAGGUGUUUCUGUUUGUUUGGUAUCUUAUUGUAAGUAAAGCUUUUUGAAAUAUAUUUUAAGACAUUUUGUUUGUCCGUCUUUUUCAUUGUCAUAUGUUAAAUAAAUACUUUUUGUCUAACCAA
Molecule: messenger RNA, 2926 nt
Organism: Micropterus salmoides (largemouth bass)
Lineage: Eukaryota; Metazoa; Chordata; Actinopteri; Centrarchiformes; Centrarchidae
Product: serine protease 33-like
Exons: 6
Coding region: 92-1018 (308 amino acids)
Biological process (GO): proteolysis
Molecular function (GO): serine-type endopeptidase activity
Source: RefSeq, a predicted model, not a curated record